Spinacia oleracea (spinach) is the source of this 327-nucleotide messenger RNA. Its product is annotated as heavy metal-associated isoprenylated plant protein 23-like. Gene Ontology annotation, molecular function: metal ion binding. Bases 1 to 327 code for a protein of 108 amino acids. The transcript is spliced from 2 exons. Lineage: Eukaryota; Viridiplantae; Streptophyta; Magnoliopsida; Caryophyllales; Amaranthaceae. The record is from RefSeq and is a predicted model, not a curated record.
AUGGGAGUUGGAGGAGGUACAUUGGAGUUUAUUUCAGAAAUGAUGGGUAGUGGUAGGCGGCAUAUACACAAUAAGAAGAACAGGAAGCAGUUUCAAACUAUUGAGCUCAAAGUUAGAAUGGACUGUGAUGGAUGUGAGCUUAAAGUCAGGAAAGCUUUAUCUUCACUCUCUGGGGUGAAGAAAGUGGAGAUAAACAGGAAGCAGCAGAAGGUGACAGUAUCAGGAUAUGUAGAAGCAAAUAAGGUGUUGAAGAAGGCGAAAUCAACAGGGAAGAAAGCAGAAAUAUGGCCAUAUGUGCCUUACAAUUUGGUAUCUCAGGCUUGUUGA